ACGCGCCUCCGCCGUCUCACAGCCUUCGCACGGAGUCAGACAUAAACAGACAGAAUAACCCACCGUCUCUGCACGUCGCCAGCCCCCUUCCAUCAGCACACCCGCUUCUUUCCCCCAGCAAUGGCCUCUCCUUCAAACCCCGGCGGUCAAGAGACUUCUGCCGUCCGCGAGGGCAUGCAGCUCGACACCGGUAAACUGGAAGCAUACCUCAAAGCCAACAGCAACGCCGUCCCCUUCCAGGCGCCUCUGGAAAUCAAGCAGUUCAAGCUUGGACAGAGCAACCCGACUUAUUUUCUGAAGGAUGGCGCAGGCCGACGCUACGUCCUCCGCAAAAAGCCCCCCGGCAAACUCAUCUCGCAAACCGCGCACGCCGUCGAACGCGAGUUCCGCGUCCUGGACGCUCUGGCGCGCAACACCAACGUGCCGGUGCCGAAAGUCCAUGUUCUGUGCGAGGACAAUGAUGUGCUGGGGACGCCGUUCUAUGUGAUGCAGUUUUUGGAGGGGAGGAUCUUUUCGGAUAAUCGGUUGAGGAGCGUGGGGGAGGCGGAUAGGAGGGCUUAUUACUUCAACACCGUCGACACGCUCGCCCGCCUCCACAAAGUCCCCUUUGCCACGGUCGGCCUCGCAAACUACGGGCCCACCCACUCCUUCUACCCCCGCCAAAUCAAACGCCUCCUCCAAAUCACCACCGCCCAAGCCCUCGUCACCGACCCGGACACCCACACCGCCGUCGGCCCGCUCUACAACCUCACCUCGUCUUUACACUGGCUUGAGCAAAACCUGCCCAAAGACGAAACAACCCUCUGCCACGGUGACUUUAAACUCGACAACAUCGUCUUCCACCCCACAUCACAGAACGUGAUUGGCGUCCUGGAUUGGGAACUGUCGACGUUGGGACACCCCUUGAGCGAUUUGGCAAACUUGUUGCUGCCGUUCUAUACGCCGGCUGGGUGGGGUUUUCCGGAGGAGAUGGCGAUGAUGGAUGAUAGGCGGCCGUUGAGCGGGAUCCCGGAGGCUGAGGAGCUUGUGAAGGAGUAUUGCAGAUUGACGGGACGCGCGUACCCGAUACCUCAGUGGGAGACGUGUGUUGCGUUUGCGUUUUUGCGGCUGGCGGUCAUCACCCAAGGCAUCGCCGCCCGCGUCAGACGCAAGCAAGCAUCCUCGCCCAUCGCCGUCCAGGUCGCCAAGCUGUUUCAGCCCUGCGCGAAACGGGUCGCGGAUAUCGCUGCUGGGGGACGGCUUAGUGGGAAUCAGAGCGGCGCUGGUGGGGCGAAGUUGUAGAGCGGGGGUGAGGUUAGCUUAGGUUGUAGCGGAUGAUCAAGGGCGGGCAGGAUGCUUCCCGUGUUUUUUUUUUGCCCUUGAUGUCAUAUCCACCCCGCUUUCCUGCAGCCUGUAGCUUGCCACGGCAUAGAUUUGUAGUGGACUCAUUCGCUGUACAUAGAUCGGACUGGAUUCUUCAAAAGGCAUAUGCACCCGAUGACAAGAGGCCCC
Messenger RNA from Fimicolochytrium jonesii, 1491 nucleotides. RefSeq names its product kinase-like domain-containing protein. The record is from RefSeq and is a predicted model, not a curated record. Bases 121 to 1281 code for a protein of 386 amino acids. The transcript has 5 exons. NCBI's taxonomy places the organism in Eukaryota, Fungi, Chytridiomycota, Chytridiomycetes, Spizellomycetales, Powellomycetaceae.